CGUGGGUUUUGCAUUCCCUGUACGUCCGCUGUCGAAAGUUCGCCGUCACCGUUCUAUCCACGUAAACGCGUCGACCGAACACCCCGCGCAGAACGAACGCUAACUAGACAGAUACCUUGUCGCGUCGUGUCACACCAGUCCGACAAAAAUCCGAUUUGCGAGAUGGCGCCCAACGCCAACGAACCCGCCGUCAAGCCGGACGUGCUGUCCGACGAGUUCGGCUUCCAGCCCGAGGACAUCGUGGUCACCGGAUUCUCCGGCAGGAUGCCCGAGUGCGAUUCCAUCGACGAGCUCAGGACGAAACUGUACGCCGGCGAGGACAUGGUCAACGCGAACCCGACGAGAUGGCCCGACGGUCUGUAUGGCGCCAUUAUGAGAACCGGUAAAAUGAAAGACAUCACUCAGUUUGACGCAGAAUUUUUCGGUUACCCCCCCGUUUUGGCUGAACGUUCUGACCCACAGCAGAGAAUGUUGCUGGAAGUUGUUUUUGAAACAAUCAUCGAUGCUGGACUUCAUCCAAUGGCACUGAAGGGAACCCGUACUGGAGUCAUAGUGGCUUUGUCAUCAAGUGAAACUUGUGAUUGGUGGUCUAAAGACCCCGAGAAAGUCAAUGGGUACGAAUAUUUGGGUACUUCGAGAACAAUGAGCGCAAACCGCGUGUCAAACUUUUUCGAUUUGAAGGGUCCGAGUUAUUCCAUAGACACGGCAUCUUCUACCAGUCUGAUUGCUCUCCACCAAGGUUUUAAGCUUAUCCAAGACGGCGUUUGUGAAAACGCUAUCGUGUGCGGUGUCGACCUUGUAAUGAACCCAGUAGUAUCUCUCAUGUUCCAACAUUUGAAUAUGUUGUCACCAGGUGGAAAGUGCCGUUCGUUCGAUGCCGAAGGUGACGGAUACGUAAGAUCAGAAGGAGCUGUUGCCGUGCUGUUACAAAAAGCGAAAAAUGCCAAACGCAUUUACGCCAGUAUAUUGAACACUGGCAGCAACGCUGACGGUUACAAAGAUGAGGGCAUCACCUUUCCAUCGCGGGAGAUGCAAAUUUCUCUGUUCCGACAAGUUCAAAAUGAAGUCGGUGUAAAUGCUACUCAUAUGGCUUAUAUGGAAGCUCAUGGAUCUGCUACAAAAGUGGGUGAUCGUCAAGAAGUCGGUGCAAUUGUUGAUGUAUUUUGUGAUGGAAGAACAACUCCGCUUCCAAUUGGUGCACUUAAAUCUAACAUGGGACACGGAGAACCAGCUUCAGCAAUAUGUGCUGUAAUUAAGGUCCUUGUCGCUAUGGAAUGUAGACUCUUGCCUCCUAAUUUACAUUACAAUAUACCAAACCCAGAUAUUCCGGCCUUGGUGGAUGGAAGAUUACACGUCGUUGAAAACGUUGUGCCAUGGAAUGGUGGUAUAGUGGCGGUAAACUCUUUCGGAGUAGGAGGCGCUAACGGACAUUGUUUAAUGAAGUCAUACACAAAGCAAAAGAAGCAGAUAACAAAGCUCGAAGAAGAAUUGCCCAGAUUAGUCGCUGUGUCGGCCAGAAAUGAAAGCGCUAUCAAAUACAUGUUACAUAGAAUUGACCAAAUGCCCAGAGACAAAGAAUUUUACGCUUUAUUGUACGGAGUCCACAGCGAUCAAAUAGUGGGCCACAAGUACAGGGGGUAUAUAUUAUUCAAUGGAAUGUACGAUAAGACACAACAAUUUGCAGAAUUCGACGGCCAAAAGAAACCGGUUGUGUUUGUUUUACCGGGAGCGGAAACCAACUGGGCUGAUGUUGGAAACCAAUUGCAAAAAUUACACAUAUUCAACGAGUCUAUCGAAGAGAGUGCGAGUGUAUUACAAAAGAAAGGAUUUAAUCUAUACUCUGUAUUGAAAACUUCAGACGCCGUAACAUUACAGGAUCCUUCUCUAUCGGUUGUAGCUUCAACAGUCAUUCAAAUCGCUCUUUUGAACGUACUUGCACAUUUGAAAAUAUCACCAUCCUACAUCAUAGGAGAAUCAUUUGGCGAACUAGCUGCAGCUUACGCAGAAGGUGUUUUGAGUGCAGAAGAAGCCGUAUUAUCAGCCUAUGCUAUUGGAAACGCAUUAGCUGAAGCAAAAAUUAUUCCUUCUCAAAAUAAACCUGUAUUGUCUUCUCAAGACGUAUCAAAAGUAUCCAAACAUAUUCAGUCUGCUUUACAGUCCAUUAUUACCAAACCAAAGGCAUUCUCUGCCCGUUGGUUAAGUGCUUCGCAAUCUUUAGGAAGUCAAUCACUAUCCUUAUCAUAUUUUGUUGAUAGUCUAGCCACCCAAUUGACACUUAAGGAUUCCUUAGUGAAAUGUCCAGUCGAUGCAAUUUUCAUUCAAAUACUCGCUCAGUCACAAACUGAUAAUUACUUUUCAAAUAAUCUAAGUACUGAUGCCGUUCAUGUAAAUCUAAUUAAAGAUGCUAACGAUUCGUAUAAACAAUUAUUACUAAGCGUUGGAGACUUAUUCAACCUUGGCCUUCAGCCUCAAAUUGAACACCUUCAUCCUCCAGUGAAAUUCCCCGUGUCUGCACGUACUCCAAUGAUUCAAUCAUUAGUCCAAUGGGACCACACUAAAAAAUGGGACGUUGUUUGCUUCACUGGCCCUAUUGCUUCCAAAUCUGGUAAAGCUACGUUAAAAGUCGAUAUUAAUUCAAAUGAGUACAGCUUUUUAAAAUCUACUAAAAUCGAUGAUUUAAAUAUUUUACCUUAUGCUAGUUAUUUGGCUCUGGCGUGGAAGGGUUUCGCUAAUUUAUUACAACGAGAGCCACAAACACUUACGAUUGUCUUCGAUAAUGUAGAAUUUAUAAGAAAAACAAUUAUUCCAAAGGAAGGUGAACUUAAAUUUGUUUUAAGUGUGUUGGCAUCAGGAGAAUUUGAACUUAAAGAAUCUAAUGAGAUUGUAGCUUCAGGGCAAAUUAGAGCAUCAAAUACUGUAGAAAAAGAGUUAUUGAAUUUGUUCCCAUCUAAAACGAAAUCUGGCAAAUUUUUACCAUUGAAAUCGGCUGAUAUUUAUAAGGAACUACGUUUGAAAGGAUACGAUUACAAAGAGCCGUAUAGAGGCAUCAAAUUGAUUGAUAAUAUAGGAUAUAAUGCCCAGGUGUCUUUUGAUGGAAAUUGGUUUACGUUUUUGGAAAAUCUAUUCCAGAUCCCAUUGUUCCAAUUAGAUAACUAUAAUCUGUUCGUUCCCAAAUUUAUUAAAAAAGUAGUCAUUGAUCCUUCGAAGCACCAAAAGGAAGCCGAAAAGUCAUCGUUUGUUAUCCCGGCUGCUUAUUACAAGUAUGUUGAUGUCAUCAAGGCCGGUAGCGUUGAAGUACGAGGGUUAAAAUUAGAACAAGUUCCCAUUAGAAACCAAGGGCAAAAAGAUCCCAAUUUAGAGUUCUACACUUUCCAACCUUACGUUUCUGAGAAGCCAACGGCAUAUGCCUUAGACACAUGUGUUCAAUUAGCCUUAGAAAACAGCGGUGGCGCUUUCAAAUUGAAGAUUGCCGAGAUCGGAACAGGAAGAAAAUUGGAAUCACUAUACGCCAAAUCUGUUCUUGAUGUGAUGAAUACUGAACCUAUACCAAGUGCGGAAGUUACUGUAUUCACCAACACGCCAGCACAAAUAACAGAGCAACUUGAUGAACUUGGUGUUCGAGUUACAGAGAAAGAUGUGUUCAAACCUGAAGCAAUUGAUUCGAAUUGUCAUCUGGUGAUUGCUGUUGACCAAUUGAACAAUGCUAUUUUGGUUAAAAAUGCAAUCGACAGUGUAAAGGUUGGUGGUUGUUUGUUGUUUGUUGAAAGCAAAAAACCAACCGAAAAACAACUGAACUCGACUGGAUUAGAACUAGUUGCCAACUUACAAUCACAAGACAACAAAACAUUUGUUCUCCUCCGAAAGAAUGUGAACUUGUCCUCGCCAAUCGUGGUAAAUUGCACUGGCAAAGACUUUUCUUGGAUCGAAACGCUUAAAUCAGCACUCCAGCAGUCUGAACAGGAUAAUAAACAAGUGCUUUUAGUUAGCCAAGGUGUCGAGUAUUCAGGAAUUUUAGGUUUGGUGAACUGUGUCCGUUUAGAACAAAACGGAAACGCAUUAAGAUGUUUGUUGAUCGAAGACCCGAAAGCACCCACGUUUUCUCUGUCGUCUGAGUUUUACCAAAAGCAACUGAAAAAAGAUUUAGUGAUAAAUGUGUACCGCAAUGGUGUCUGGGGUAGCAACCGCCAUUUCCUGUUAGAUGAUCAGUCUUCUAAUGUAGCUGUACCAAAAGAAUAUGCGUACAUUGCUCCUAAGAAAGCCGGUGACUUGUCAACAUUAAGCUGGAUUGAAGGUCGUUUGCAGUACUAUAAACCCCAGGACUACUCGGGCCGUGAGCUUUGCACCGUGUACUACGCUCCAAUAAACCACAUGGACGUGCUGUUCGCUGAUGGCUCGUGGCUUCCGUUCUUCAACGCUGAUACUGCUGACCAAGGUGCCUAUUUGGGCAGAGAGUUCGCCGGCCGCAACGCUAAAGGUCAAAGAGUAUUUGGUUUGGUGUCAGGCAGCGCUCUUGCUACUCACGUGUUAGCUGAAAAUGCGACUUUAUGGGAAGUGCCCGACAAAUGGACUCUUGAACAAGCAUCUACGGUUUCCGUCGCUUACGUCCUAGCCUACUAUGGACUAUUUGUACGCGGAAAAAUUCAAGCCAAUGAAUCGGUACUCCUCAGCUCCGGAACAAAUUAUACAGUCUUAGCAGCUCUUAACAUUCUACAGAAUAGCAACGUAACAGUAUACGUUUCGGUAGAAAAUGACUCUCAAAGAAAAUAUAUACAACAGAACUAUCCUAAGAUUCCCAAGGAGAACAUUGUCAACAGUAAAUUCGCAGAGCAAGAAAUUCUAGAAAAGACCAAUGGCAAAGGUGUGAAUUUAAUAUUCAACACAAUGGAAUCUACACCUUUCAAAUUACAAACAUUCAUUCGCACGGUGGCAGAAAGCGGACGUGUUUUAGAAUUCGAAAAACAAAAACUAGCUAUUGAAUCCAUCGGUAUUACUGGAAAUCUAAGGAACAUCACCAUUGUCAAAAUGAACUUGAAAUCUUUGUUCCACGGUAAAUAUUCUCUCACCGAAAAACAAGAACUCCACGAACUUAUUGCUAAUGGAAUCAAGACCGGAGCCGUACAACCAUUGCCAACAACAGUUUACUCUAGUGAACAGAAUUUACAGGAAGCUUUUAAUGUGACUGUAAGUUUCAACUAUUACGGCAAAAUCGUACUCAAAGUUCGAGAUGAGGAAUCGAAAAAAGUUGUUGUCCCAGCACAGAAAAAAGUUUUGGCUGUACCAAAAACGUUUGUCGAUCCAGAGAAAACAUAUGCUGUGAUCGGUGGUUUGAACGAUUUUGGUUUACAAAUGGCCAACUUCUUGGUGACCAGAGGUGCAAGAAAGUUAGUUUUGGUUUCUAGCACAGGAGUCUCUUCCGGUUUCCAAUCACUCUUCAUAAGGAGAUGGAGUGAAAAGAACGUCCAGGUAGUCAUUGUCGACUACGAUUCAGCUAAGCCCGCAGAAGCUGAAAAAUUGCUGGUUGAAGCAAACAAAUUAGGCCCGGUUGCAGGAAUAUUCCAUUUAGAAGCUGUAUCACACACAACCACAGCUUCAGAGUUGUCUGCUUCUGAUUUCCAAACGAUAUUCAACCAGAAAGCUAAUUCUACCAUAAACCUUGACAUAGCUUCUAGAAAACUAUGUCCACAACUCGAACACUUCUUCAUCUGGUCGUCGAAUGCUUCCGGUCACGGUACCGCUUUUAACGCCAACUAUGGUUACACCGAUUCGGCUUUAACUAGAAUAUCCGAAGCUCGACAAGCUGCUGGAUACCCAUCGACUGUUGUCGAAUGGGGAGCCAUUGGAGAUGUAGGCCCAUUGUUGGACGUCUUCGAUGAUAACGAUGUAGUGGUCAGUGGUACAGUACCUCAAAGGAUUGCGUCAUGUUUGAACGUCGUUGACAAUUAUAUGAAUCAACCGCAUGCCGUUCUCUCGAGCGCGGUUAUCGUGGAGAAGCAAGCAACCAGUAUCGAAGCUGAAUCAGCUGGGCCCAUUGACGCUGUUGCUAAAGUCUUGGGUAUCAAAGAUCCCAAGAAUGUUUUGGGUACGUCCACACUGACCGAAUUGGGUAUGGACUCGCUGAUGGGUACCGAUAUCAAGCAAGCACUUGAACAAGACUUCAACAUUGAACUGAGCGCUAAAGAAAUCAGAGAAUUAACCUUCGAUAUUCUCAAAGAACUCAAAUCUAACUCUUAAUCUUGCUGCGACAACAAUUGUGAUGUUGAUUUUUAUAAAUCCACAUGAUCUACAAUAAUUUGCAGUCAUUUAUGCAUUAUACGAUAUUCAAUUAAUAAUAUUAAAUAGUUAUUUUAUUUUAUUGUAGCAUGCAGUUGAAUAUUAAUAAAUAACUUUAUU
Sipha flava (yellow sugarcane aphid) is the source of this 6390-nucleotide messenger RNA. RefSeq names its product fatty acid synthase-like. The transcript is spliced from 32 exons. Gene Ontology annotation, molecular function: fatty acid synthase activity; phosphopantetheine binding; oxidoreductase activity. The record is from RefSeq and is a predicted model, not a curated record. Lineage: Eukaryota; Metazoa; Arthropoda; Insecta; Hemiptera; Aphididae. Gene Ontology annotation, biological process: fatty acid biosynthetic process. Bases 163 to 6231 code for a protein of 2022 amino acids.